CCAAGUAAUUUAAUUACCCUACAUUGCAAUAUAACACCAUAAUAUUUUAUUAUUUAGACAAAAGUGGCACCUGUUAAGUAUUUUUUUAGGUUUGACAUAAAAUAACCAUGUGGAGUAUAGGGCACAAGAAGGGGCCAAAAAAAGUCUUAAUUAUCCAGAAAUUUUCUUCCAGAAUAUGGACAGGAUUCUCCUUAAUAUACAUAUGGAUAAUACUUCAAAAGCUUCUUGAUCCGGCUAUUAUUCAAGAGCCUAUAAGUACAUCAACCUUAUCAAAAUUGCUGAAAAAAAUUCGAUUUAGAUGGACCAAAACGGAAGAUAACAGAAAAGCUCUUAUGGAAUCUUAUGACAUACGAUUGAAAAGGAUUAAAUAUUUAAAGCAAAUUUUAAAAUAUAAAGAGGAAGGCCGUAAUACUGUAUAUACUGAUGAAAGUUACAUACAUAGCAGUCAUACAAAGGACAAAGGGUGGUUUGAUAAAAGUCGACAUGGAAUUAGAAAACCCAUUUCCAAACGACAGAGACUGAUAAUUCUUCAUGUUGGAGGAAGAAAUGGUUUCGUAAAUAAUGCUGAGAUUACUGAUUUUUCGCUCAGGGUCAAAAAGCGGAGACUAUCAUGAUGACAUGAACCAUCACAACUUCAUGAAAUGGCCGAAAAUCAGUUAUUUCUAAAUUUACUACCUAAUUCCGUCCUAGUAUUAGACAAUGCAGCUUAUCACAAUGUGCCUGUAGUCAAGAAUGUUACAUCUGGAAGUAAAUAGCAGGAAAUAGUUGACUGGCUCAAGGAACGUAAUUUUACAUUUGAUGCUAAACUCACCAAGACAGAGUUAUAUGAAAUAGUGUCUGAAAAUAAAAAAAGUAUCCUGUAAAAACCAAGUUGGACGACCUAAUGGAAAAGCAUGGACACAUUGUGUUACGUUUGCCUCCAUACCACCCAGAGCUUAAUCCGAUAGAAAAAAUUUGGGCAACUGUUAAGAAUUGGGUGGCAAGCAGAAAUUCCACUUUUAAAUUGGCGGAUGUCGAAACUUUGACAAGGCAGAAAUUUGCGGAAAUUUCGAAUGAUGAGAGAAUAAAUAUUUGCAACCAUAUAGACAAUAUAGAAAAACAAUAUUUCGAAAGUCAUCACCUUUUUGAUGAAGCAUUGGAUUCUUUAAAAUUUACAGUAAAUACAGACUCAUCUGAUGAAGAGAUCGAAUGGUCUUUAUUGGAUGAAUCUGAUUUAGGUUGUAAUACACUAUCUGAUAGUGAAUAAAAAUAUAUAAUAUGUAAAAUAAUGAAAUAAAACUUUAAGCUUAUA
This is a messenger RNA of Anthonomus grandis grandis, 1291 nucleotides long. RefSeq lists its product as uncharacterized. Lineage: Eukaryota; Metazoa; Arthropoda; Insecta; Coleoptera; Curculionidae. The transcript has 4 exons. The record is from RefSeq and is a predicted model, not a curated record. Bases 108 to 614 code for a protein of 168 amino acids.